UUUGAAAAUAAUUGCUAGUUUAAACUGUUUCAGAUUUGAAAGAACUUGCUAUUGUCUAAUUAUUUGCUUUCUAAUUUAUGAAUAAUUUAGGAGAUUAGUAUUUAGUUGUAAUAUUUCUCAAAUGUGAGUUUUGAAAAACAAAAGGAAAACUAAAGCAAAAUAUAUCUAUUAGCUUUUAUUAUUAAUAUAUUGACUUGCAUUUUUUGUGUACGUUAUGCUCAAACUUUUAUUUGUCCCCCCCCCUCCCUCUAGGUAAUAGAGGAAUAUCAAAUUCUUGCUAUAUAGUAUAUUAUUUAUAGUCUGUUAUAGUCCUGUGUUAUAUUAGCAUCAGUAUCAAUUCAAUAAAAAUAUCGAUGUUUUCUAAAAAAAUUAUCAUGCAAAAUAUUUAGACCAUAUAUCUUGUUUAGCUAUAAUCUUUUUUCAAUUUAUUAAACUUAUUCAUGCGCCUUUCUUUAAUAUUAUUUUUUCUAUUACAAGUUAUCCACAGUAUAAUUUUGCAAUGUGCAGUUACAGAGAAAAGAAGUCGGAACCUACGGAAAUGAUGCAGAAUAUACUGUAGAUUUUGUUGAACUAGUGCUUGAUCUUGAAGGUGGGAGGUUUUUCUUCAAUGCGGUUAAAGAAGGUGAUGGCGUACUUUAUGCCAGUGACGACGAAAAUGAGUGCCAUCUAUGGAUCGUGGCUAUGUACAGGGCUACAGGACAAUGUCAUAAACCAACUCCUCUUGUUCAACAUCAAACCAGCAGAAACUCUACCAUAUCUAGGUUACAAGGAGGUAUUGCUUCCCUUUUGGUCGACCAGAAGGUGCGCUUUCCUUGUUGGAGAGGGAUACAAGGACCUGGAUAGUGAUACCACAAGUAUCCACCAUCACAAGAUGAAGGGCCACUCCUGCCUCAGGCACCCCGACCAACCAAAUUUUCAAAUUUUGG
Molecule: messenger RNA, 926 nt
Organism: Parasteatoda tepidariorum (common house spider)
Lineage: Eukaryota; Metazoa; Arthropoda; Arachnida; Araneae; Theridiidae
Source: RefSeq, a predicted model, not a curated record